Messenger RNA from Amyelois transitella, 1526 nucleotides. RefSeq lists its product as uncharacterized. The transcript is spliced from 10 exons. The record is from RefSeq and is a predicted model, not a curated record. Lineage: Eukaryota; Metazoa; Arthropoda; Insecta; Lepidoptera; Pyralidae. Bases 218 to 1471 code for a protein of 417 amino acids.
CGUCGGCCGUUUAGGUCGUUUUUUUAAUAAUAAAUAUUGGAAAAAAUAAAUCCAAAACAUCUAACAUCAGUUUUAACUCAAACCUGUGACGAUGUUACAAUUUGUCCCUCUAAAAUUUCGCGCGUGUAUUCAUAUUCUAUUUUUAAAUUUAAUAGCAAAAAUGGCGGAUUUUAGUUAGUGCAAAUUUUCGGUGUGGUGCAGUUAUGUUUUAAGGAAAAUGAGAUUCAAGAUGGCGUCGCAAUUAAUAAAAUUUAUUGUUCUGGCAAUAGCGGUGCACUACUGUUCGGCUUCUGCGCAUAGAACGCCAAGGCAAGCUGGCCCCGGCAGCAUUUUUACAGUUGGCAACGGGGAACAAUGUCUAGGCUCUGACAGGACUACAGGUGGCGUCUGCCUAUCCCGUAAUCAGUGUAAUACCCAGGGCGGGAAGGCAAUUGGGUUUUGUGGUGUUUUCGCUACAUGUUGCUCUUUAAACGCUUGCGACGUGAGAACCAACACAAAAGUGGCCAUGUUCAUUAACCCACCUCUCAACAAGGAGUCUUCUGGUUUGGAAUGCUCGUACAACGUUGAAAUCAAUAACAACAACGUGUGCCAGAUGAGGAUUGACUUCGAGACAUUCAACCUGGCGCCGCCUACCACUGUGGAUCCAGUGGAGAACGUGACCCAGCGUCCAGGGUACACCUGCAGGAACGACAUCUUCCAGAUCACGAACCUCCAGGCCAAUUCUGAGUUCUUCCCGGCUUUGUGUGGGGACAAUAAUGGCCAACACUUGUACGUCCGAGUGAAUGCGUCCACCAAUAGCCGCUCGAUCCGGCUCAACUUCAAGAUCGCUGACAGGAACACGCAGCCGAACCUCCCCCAGGCCACGUGGAAGAUCAAAGUCACCCAAUUGGAAUGCUUCAAUACUUUAGGAAAAUACCGUGACGGCAUCUUGGAAGCUAUCACGUCUUCCCUACCUUCAACUCCACUCACCUCCACUGCUGACAGAGACGAAUAUCUUAUUGCACCCCCCGGCUGCCUCCAGUAUUACCCAGACAGAUCCGGGGCGUUCGAGUCCUUCAAUUACAACAGGGGAGCUGGUCCCUACAUCGCUAAUCUGGCUUACGCGACCUGCUUCAAGAGGACUCCUGAUGUUUGUGGUAUCAAAUUCACAUCAGCCAGCUUCGAGAUGGCGUACCGUUCGGACGAGAACCUAUAUCUGGAUACGGACUGUCAGAUCAACCCAGUGACCCAGGGUGCGGCCCAGUCGGAAGACUACCUCUUCAUUCCUGAGGCGGAGACGGCUGACGGCCUCAGGGGAUCCAAAUUCUGCGGUGGAAGCGCUUCGAACCAGAUCAUUGCGUCGACGCCCCCCGGCCCCCUCUACGUUCACUUCAACAGCGACAACCUGGUCACCGACGACAUCCCCGAGGCAGGCUACAGGUUCAAUUAUAAUGUGCUAAACAAUUGUUACCUGAGAGUGUCAAAUUUUUGAAUGACCGCAGAAUAGUUUUAAUUAGAAUUUAGUCUAUGAAUAGUAAUAAGUAUGA